Phoenix dactylifera (date palm) is the source of this 1662-nucleotide messenger RNA. Its product is annotated as cyclin-D6-1. Lineage: Eukaryota; Viridiplantae; Streptophyta; Magnoliopsida; Arecales; Arecaceae. The record is from RefSeq and is a predicted model, not a curated record.
AGAGAGAUAGGAGAAGGAGGAGAGAGGAAGGCAAUGCUGCAAUUGUGAGGAGUGAAGUAGAAGUCUUCUCUCCUUCCAAUAGCUUCUCUCUUUGUAUAAAACAAGCUCCUGCCUUUGCCCUCUCCCCCCCUCCCUCCAAUAGCUUCUCUCAUAGCUUUAGGAUUAAUGGCUUCUUCUCUCCUCUUCGACCUUGAGAACCCGCUCACGAGCGCCGACGAGGAACAGCACCCCUUCUCCGACUCGAUCGCGGCGCUCUUCGCCGCGGAGUCCGAUCACAUGAGCCCCAUCGCCGGUGGCCACCUCGAUCUCUCCGCCCGCCGCGACGCCGUCUCUCUCAUUCUCCAGGCGCAGUUUAGCUGCAAUCUGGAUCCAUCUGUAGCCUACCUCGCCAUCAACUACGUCGAUCGCUUUCUCUCCAAGCGACAAAUCCCGAGCGACAAGCCCUGGGUCGUACGGCUCCUUUCCAUCUCCUGCCUCUCCAUCGCCUCCAAGAUGAAGAAGACUGACUUGUUCCUCACCGAUUUCCAGCGAGAGGAGGGAUUCAUAUUCGACGCCAAGACGAUUCGGCGGAUGGAGCUUCUAGUUCUUGGGGCGCUGGAUUGGCGGAUGCGAUCCAUCACGCCCUUCUCGUUCCUCCCCUUCUUCCUCUCCUUCUUCUCCCCUGCCCAGCCCCCUCUCCUCCACGCCCUCAAAGCCCGCGCCUCUCGAAUCCUCUUCAAAGCCCAGAAUGAGAUCAAGAUGCUAGAGUUCAAGCCAUCGGUGAUCGCCGCGGCGGCGCUCCUCUCCGCCGCCCACGAGCUCUUCCCCAUCCAAUUCGCCUCCUUCCGCUCCGCCAUGUCCUCCUGUGAAUUUGUAAAUAAAGAGAAGUUGGGGGAGUGCUGCAAUGCGGUUGGGGACGUGGCGAUGGACGGCUGCGAUUCGACGUUCGAGAUGGUCUCGAGCUCCAACACCCCGGUGACUGUGCUCGGCCGGCACUGCUCCAGCUCCGAGAGCGAGAGGACCGUCGGAUCCUCAUCCGACGACCACGAUCUCAAGAAGCGCCGGAUCUCCGAGCUCCGAGGUGCCCUCCGCCUCUCCUAGGCCUGGGGCCUGAGCCCGGACGGAAAAAGAAAGCAAGAGUAAAAAAAAAAAAAGAUAAAAAAAGGAAAAAUAGUUUGCUCCGUUUUUUCUAAUUUCUUUUCUUCUAUUUCCGAGCUUUGGUUGUGGUAAUAGAAAAAGAAAUUGUUUAUAAUUCCUUUUCUGGCCUAUGAUAUAUUUUAUAAUUUUGAAUAAAUCUGAGAAGACAUAAAUAUUUAUUAGAGGUAGUUGUUUUAUUUAAGAUUCUGAGAAGUUUUGGUCAACGUUAGUACGGAGAUGGAUACGUGUCGGGGUGAAAGGAAGCUGCAACCGCCAUAUGUUCGACGGUAGUCUGACGGUUUCUCGUGCGGCCGGAUGGUUGGAUGACACGUGCCAGGGGACGUAGACUCUCUCAAGACUACGUAUUUGGAUCCCAUGCAUGCAUGCGGUUGGCAUCGUAUUCGUAUGGAGACGUCUGGAAAUAAUAUUAUAAGGUUGGGGAGGAGUACAUUUUUGAGUUGAUUGUAUCCCAGUGGUUCGAAAUUUUAAUGUCUGGAACGACUUGAAUGAUUUGGUGAUUUUAACACAUAUGAUGAUAGUUUUUUA